Fragaria vesca subsp. vesca is the source of this 1045-nucleotide messenger RNA. Its product is annotated as indole-3-acetic acid-induced protein ARG7-like. The coding region runs from base 267 to 566 and encodes 99 amino acids. The transcript has a single exon. Gene Ontology annotation, biological process: response to auxin. The record is from RefSeq and is a predicted model, not a curated record. Lineage: Eukaryota; Viridiplantae; Streptophyta; Magnoliopsida; Rosales; Rosaceae.
GGGGGAUGAGUUGCUAGAAUGGCCAGACAAACCCAUGUGAAUUCUUGAUUUCAAACAAGAUAGUGUCCCUCAUUAGUGCCAAUCUUAACCACUCAUUUCAUGUAACAGAUGAUCUUCCAGACACUCUUUCUUCAUCUAUAUAUAUAGACAUAUGAAUUCCUGAUCAGUAACUCAACUCCUCUCAUUCCUUAAACAUCAAAGCUUUCUCUCUUUCCCAGAUCCUUUCAAUUCUUUUUAUUGUUUAUCCACUCAAGAAUAUAGAAGCCAUGGGUUUUCGGCUGCCUAAAAUUUCAAGCCCCAAGAGGAUUCUUAUUCGAUCACUAUCUAAUGGAAACCAGACAGCCUCAAAGACCUUAGAUAUCCCAAAAGGCUAUCUUGCAGUAUAUGUUGGUGAGAGCCAGAAGAAGCGGUUUGUGAUUCCAAUAUCAUACUUGAACCAACCUUCAUUCAUGGAUUUGCUGAGCCAAGCUGAAGAAGAAUUUGGAUACGAUCAUUCCAUGGGAGGUAUUACAAUCCCUUGCAGUGAAGACACCUUCAUCGAACUCACUUCCAGCUUAAGUGUGUGACUGAACGAUGAGAUGAAAAUAUGAUCCAACUUCAUAUUCAUAAAGCAUCUGAAUUCGGACAUGCUGCUGAAUCAAGUUGAAGAAGAGGCGAGUGUCACAUUUGAUCAUCAACUGAAUCGACUCACCAGGUCAGCUGAGGGGAAUGCUUUUAUGACUUUGAAGCAGCAACGGCGCUGAACUGAAAGACACAAGAGCUAUGAAGCCAGGAAAUAGCGGCAUUGUAUGAAUCUUGUACAACAAUUGCUGCAAAAAAACACGGUUCCAUAAUUGGAAUCAAGAAAGUGAAAUUCAGUAUUCAACCUAUGUAAACUAAGCUCUCCCAAGAUAACUCUGGGAACAAACAAUAUACUAGAAUUCUUAUCAACUUGUCUUAUUUUUGGCCACAACAUUAACAUUAGUUACUAACUUGCAGCAUACUGUGGCAAAACUAAUGUCGAAUGGCUAACAGCCUCUUACAGCCUAAUGAACCUUGUAGUUUA